Messenger RNA from Anisakis simplex (herring worm), 495 nucleotides. NCBI's taxonomy places the organism in Eukaryota, Metazoa, Nematoda, Chromadorea, Rhabditida, Anisakidae. The record is from the annotation of a GenBank genome assembly.
AUGGGUAAAGGUGCCAAGCAACAGAAAGCUGUUACCAAGAUCAAAAACAAGCAAAACAAGAAAGUGAUUCAAAAAAUAAAGACUUUAAAAAAGAAGGGCAAAUUGAAACGUCAUGUAUUCGAAGAAUAUCGAGAUAUCGACGCCAGGAAACACGCCGCAGCUCGACAAAAAAUUGCUGAUGUGGAAGAAGAUUGGAAAUAUGACAGAGCAUUUAAAGAGGCGAACGAUGAUGAUGACGAUAUCCUGCCGUUGGAUAUGCUCGACGCGGAUAUUGAUUGGGAAAAUAGCGCAUUUGCAAGUAAAAUGAAACGAAUCAAAAUUGAAAUGGAAGAAGACAGUAAUUGUGAAACAAACAAUGAUGAUUUGGAACUGAAACCAAGGCAUUUCGAAGGAGAACUCGAUAGUGAUCAAAUUGAAUUGUUACCGAUUAAAGUUGAUGGCAAAUUGGUGAAACGAUCCCGAAAAAUCAGUGAGGAGUUAAACGGUGAAAAUUAG